Molecule: messenger RNA, 1676 nt
Organism: Cynoglossus semilaevis (tongue sole)
Lineage: Eukaryota; Metazoa; Chordata; Actinopteri; Pleuronectiformes; Cynoglossidae
Gene: sfxn4
Product: sideroflexin 4
Exons: 14
Coding region: 161-1120 (319 amino acids)
Biological process (GO): monoatomic ion transport; mitochondrial transmembrane transport
Cellular component (GO): mitochondrial inner membrane
Molecular function (GO): monoatomic ion transmembrane transporter activity
Source: RefSeq, a predicted model, not a curated record
UCGGAUGUGGUCACAUGUUUGACCAGGAAGUAGUUUCAAAGCAAAACUUGACCUCAAACGCGAAAAGAGGCAUUAUAAGCGCAUGUGGUAGUACACCAAAAUAAUUUAAAUACAUGUUUUUAUUUAAAUGUAAUGAGAAAUAAAGUAGUUUAUUGUGGAGAUGGACCCUACUCUGUCGUAUUGGAAAAGUCAUGGCCAGUCUUUUUUCAGCCGGGUCAAGACCUGGAUAAAUCUCCUUGAACCAGUUAACUUGUUCUCUUCUAAGGAUGAAAUAGAGAAGGCUUAUUCCCUUCUUGGAAAUAAAGAGGAAAGUGAAAAGGAUGCAGCUGCUGUGAACCUCGCUAUAUCAUCUGUUCAUGCUGAUACUGGAACUGUUCUGCCUUUGUUGCUCCGCCCUCCAGCAUAUUUAACCAUAUUAGGACCUAUGGCCUUUGUCAGUUUUUUACCUCACAUGGCUGUAAAACCAGCUCUGUUUUGGCAGUUUCAUUUGCAGAGUUACAAUGCGGGGUUUACCUUUGCAAACAGAAAUUCUUCAGCAGAGCUGGAAAUGAGAAAUCAGGAUAUGAAGACAAAGUUCUUAAAGCAUCUGCUGAUGUUCACUGGAACUGUGUCCCUCACAACUGUUGCAGGGGCCCUUCCUCAAAUUAUUAUCAACCGGCUCCAAAUAAAAGAUACAGUACUCCUAGCUGUCUCAAGGAACCUUUUACCUGUCCCACUGUCAGCUGUGCUGGCUGCUUUCAGUGUUUACACCAUUAGAAAUGAGGAGAGGGAAACAGGGGUCCGAGUGUUUGACUCCAAUGGACGUCUAGUUGGGGUUUCUCAAGCUGCAGGAAAAAAGGCUGUGAGGGAAACGGCAUUGUCCAGAGGAGCUCUGUUUGGCACCUCUUUUACUGUUCCUCAUCUACUGCUGCUCCUAUUACGAAGAACAAGCUUUUUCCAGGGGAACUCUUUUCUUUUUGCUCCUGUUCGUAACAUGUCUUUUGUGUUGGUUCUGAGUCUGAUGAUCCCAGUAUCUUUUAGUCUCUUUCCUCAACUGGGAACGAUAUCAAGGGACAGGUUGGAGAAGGAGCUACAAGCUGCUGCAGUGGACGGACAACUGUUCUAUCACAGAGGACUCUGAAGAGAACAUUCUUUGUAAAUGCAACUAAUUUGAAGAAAAACACCCCACAGUCAACAGAAAUGUAUGGCAUGAAAAUUUAAUUAUGAUUCAGAACAUUUUUAAUCAUACACCUGUUGCUUAAAAUGUAAUUUAGUUUGAAUGUCAAUGUCAAAAUACAUUUGAGCACAUCCGUGUAUUGCACUGCGACACAUUUACUGUACAUACUGAAGCAGAAAGCUGUCCUCUUGUCAAUAUUGGACGAAAGGAAGGAUUGACACACAUACAAUACUAAUUAUAGAUUCAGUCAUGUCAAGUCAUGAAACAUCAUGUAAAGGCAGAGGUUUUUUUAAUUCAGUUCUGAGAUUAAGGUCAUGGAUUAAAUACAAAAUAACUUACAUUUCUGUUGCCGUUUCAAUGUUUUUCAUGUCCGACUGAUUCCUUAAAGCGACGCGUCUGAGAGUCAAAGGAAGUUCACAUUUGUAUUUCUGUCAUCUGUGACAGUAUUACUAAAGCUGCAUUAACACUCCAGUACUUCUAAUGUAAUAUCAUUACUGUUAAAUUAUAGCUGAAAUAACUA